AUGGACAUAACGGGUUACCAGGCCGCGACGGACGAGAUGGUGCUAAAGGUGAAAGGGGUGCGGCAGGUCCCUCUGGAUCACGUGGUAUGAAGGGAGAAAUGGGACCAAGUGGAACAGACACUGAUCACAGGAACUGGAAACAAUGUGCGAGGAAGAACAACGACGGCCGUGACAUUGGACUGAUCAAGGCUGGUUGCUUUUAAAAUUACUGCGAUUACUGGCCAUAGUCAAAUAUGUUUUUUUUAGAUACUAAGGUUGUGCAUUUACACAGGAUGGCAUAUUCUUGAAAGUUGCUGAUUCACUGGGUUUUUUAUUUGUUCUUGCAGGAUUGUCAGUUCAUUAAAACCAAGGAUGACACUGCCCUCCUAGUUGUUUACCAGGGAAACCUCUAUUUGGGAGGUUGUAACAACUGCUAUAAGCGAUGGUUCAUCACUUUCAAUAGCGCCGAGUGCAGUGGUCCCUUGCCUAUUGACGCGGUGCUGUGGAUCCCAAAUACUGGUGAAAACAACCACAGACCCGGGUUCAUUGAGGGCUACUGUAACAACAUACACAAGGGCAAAAUCCGAGUUGGAAUCAACAUUGGAAACUGUGCAGGAUAUGGAAACUCCAAUGGUUACACAGGCUGGAAUUCAGUGUCCCGUUUGAUCAUUGAAGAAGUUCCUCGCUCCCAGUAA
Molecule: messenger RNA, 674 nt
Organism: Porites lobata
Lineage: Eukaryota; Metazoa; Cnidaria; Anthozoa; Scleractinia; Poritidae
Source: the annotation of a GenBank genome assembly